Molecule: messenger RNA, 4498 nt
Organism: Prunus persica (peach)
Lineage: Eukaryota; Viridiplantae; Streptophyta; Magnoliopsida; Rosales; Rosaceae
Product: glycosyltransferase family protein 64 protein C5
Exons: 3
Coding region: 2353-4242 (629 amino acids)
Cellular component (GO): membrane
Molecular function (GO): glycosyltransferase activity
Source: RefSeq, a predicted model, not a curated record
GCUCUGGUCUCUAUUCAAAUUUCUUAGUUUUUACAGUUCUGUAAUCUAAUUGAUUGCAUGUCAAUAUUCGAAGGACCAAUUUAAUGUACUAUAGCAAAGGCACUUGAAAUUUCAUGGCUUGUACGUUUAUAACCCUGAGUGAAUUGCAAUAGCAGAGUAUUUAUGGCCAUGUUUCUGAUAAAACCUUGAGGACUACAUGGUUUCAUGCUUAAAUCUCAAGGGGAGAUGGUAGGAUAUUAUCAUGUUUCCUUGGAGUGGGAGGUAAAGUGCUGGACUUGGUAUUUGAUACACUUAAGUUUGAAAGAUUUCAAUUAUGCUUUUCUGUUCUUAUUAGCAACAGUGGUAACAAGUUUAAGUGAAUUUAAACAAGUGGGUGAGAAUAGCAUAAUGAUGGCAGUACUGAUGUUAUCUGAAGUUUCAAUCGUUAGGUAAUACUUUGAAUUGAUCAUUAGCAGUAACAUCGCUGAAGGAAAUGUUGGUGACAGAGGCAAUCAGGAUUAGUUUGAGUUAUGCCUUACCUCAUUGUUCUGACGGACGCUGAUGGUCUUCUAAUUUUGUAUGCCAACAUAGAAAUUGGAAAGGUUUAUAGCGUUCCAAUUUAUGUGCAUGGCUGUUAGUAAUUGAAAAGAUAUAUAUUUUUUGGUUCUAGGUUGAGAAAGGAUCACUUGUAUUAAUGGUUCAGUAGGAUGACACUGAUAAUAUGUAGUGUAUAUGAAUCUGGAAAGCAUGGACAUGACGAUGAGGGUGAAUUAGUGAGUGUUAUUUCCUUGUACCUUAUAAUUUUUAAAAUUUUGAGAAAUUGUUUUACCUUGCAAUAAUCUGAUUCUUAUGGCUAUUCUCACUUUAAACAUUAACCAUAAUGGAUGCAGUAAACCUUUCUCAUGUUCAAACUUCAGCUGUAGUGAUUCUCUGUACUAGAAGUGGCUGUCUUUUUACAUUUGGAUUACUUGUCUGCAGAAAUCAUCUUUAUGCGCUUAGUGUCAGUGUCUAUGCAAUAAGCAUAACCCCUUUUUCAUUGCUCGUUGGUUGCAAUCUUAUUGUACUUUGUGAAUAUUAUUGCUUUUGUUCAAAACACCCUGUUGUUGGAUGCUGGCUAGAUUUAUGCUAUCAUUUGUCCUUCUGUAAGCUUGUGUCAUAGGCACUUCUUGCAGAAUGAUAGUUUCUCUUAUCAUUUAUUCUUCUGAAAGCACUGAAAUUCUUUGUCAUCUCUGAUUCCGAACUGCUGGUGUGUUGUAGGCCAUGUCAUUUUUGUUUUGCAUUUGAGGCGAAUAUGUUUUUUCUUCUCAUUCUUUUUUAUUUUCUCUUUUUAUACAUUGGUUCUUGUUAUCCUUUGUAAAAUGCUAGUUGAUUGCAACUAUCAAGGUCAAGCUUAAAGUUCUUAUUUCUCUAAAUUUGUUGACUAUAUAUGGUUUAUAUGUGUUUGUUGGACAGUUGUAGUAGAGUAGAUAUAUUUCAUUUUAUGAUACUCUCCUGUGUAGGAAUUGUUUUUGGGUCUAAUCUCCUGUGUAGGAUAUUAAGUGCAUGAUUUAGUGUCAAACUUCAUUCAUGCACCAUUUGAUGUUGUGCUAUUAUUAUGUUUGGUUGGUUCGUCUUUCUCUAACAAGGCAUGAUUUUGAUAAAUACUCAUAGCUAGUGGGAGAGUCCUUCUCUGUUGCUGACAUGGUAUUCCUUUUCUUCUCUGGAUUCUUGUGGUGAAAACUUGACUUUGUUUUUUUCUCAAUAGAUUGUUUUGAUAGUGGUAUCACCGAACUUAUGGUUGCUGGACCAUUUUGGAUAUAGAUACAUUCCAGGAACUUGAUAAUAUAAGGCCCUGUGUUUAUUCUGAUAGUGCUUAGCCCGGGACCACCACUAGUUGAAAACAUUGCUGGAAUUAUCAUGUUAUUGAUAUUUUUAUUACAUAGAAUGCAGUUGUCAUGAAAGGGACAACCAAUAUAAGUAGACGUUUCUACUUGAUUGUACCAAGGCUCCACUUGAUUUGGAGGAAAAUAUUUUCCAAGAAAAAUGAUUUCCUUCGGGAAAUAGUCACUCUAUUAUUUAAUAAAUUGAAAAUGACUAUAUUUUAUUUGGGAAGUUGGUUAGAAAUUGACAAUAACGACAGGAAUUAUAGUAGUGGGGGCGGUGGGAUUGCGGUAGGGCGGUCAAUGUCAGUCACUUUCUAUCUCUACAAAUUUGUAUCAUCCUAAGGCCACCAUAACUAUACCCAGACACCCAUCACUGUGCUGUCCUGCAUCAGUUAUUUAAUGAGUUUUUAACAAUUUUUCCUGUUGGCCAUGAAGUGAUUUUCUGUUGACCUAGUUGUUCACCAGGUUGUAAACACAAGAAAAUCCAGAAAUCAUUUUCCAGAGAUAUGAAAUGUUGUGUCUUUAUUCAACCGGACUACAAUUCUCCGAGGGAGAUAUUUUUUACUUGUUCUAUGAAACCAAGAAUUCAAUCACCAUGCAAGGAGAUAUAGGGGUUUCAAAAAGUACCGAUAAGGGAGCAACAUGGCAGCAAUUGGGCAUUGCCUUGGAUGAAGAGUGGCAUCUCUCUUAUCCAUAUGUCUUCAACUACCAUGGCCAAAUUUAUAUGAUGCCUGAGAGCAGUAUGAAAGGAGAGCUUCGUCUGUACCGAGCACUCAAUUUUCCAAUGCAAUGGACUCUGGAAAAAGUGAUCAUGAAAAAGCCUCUUGUUGAUUCCUUCAUAAUCAAUUAUAAUGGAGCUUAUUGGCUUUUUGGUUCAGAUCACAGUGGAUUUGGUACCAGAAAAAAUGGACAGUUGGAAAUCUGGUAUAGCAGCUCACCGCUUGGUCCUUGGAAACCACACAAAAAGAACCCUGUAUAUAAUGUUGAUAAGAGCUUUGGGGCUCGAAAUGGAGGCAGACCAUUUUUCUACAAUGGGAAUCUUUAUCGUUUUGGUCAAGACUGUGCUGAAACAUAUGGGAGAAGAGUGCGCACCUUCAAGGUGGAAGUUCUUACCAAAGACGAAUACAAAGAAGUUGAAGUCUCCUUAGGCUUAAUAGAGCCAAGUAAGGGGCGCAAUGCUUGGAAUGGUGCUCGCCAUCAUCAUCUUGAUGUGCAGCAGCUGAAUACUGGUGAGUGGAUUGGAGUGAUGGAUGGAGACCGGGUACCUUCCGGAGAUUCAGUUCGGAGGUUUAUUCUUGGCAGUGCUUCAGUUGCGAUUGUUGCUGUACUUGUUAUAUUACUGGGAGUACUACUUGGAGCUGUGAAGUGCCUAAUUCCCCUCAAUUGGUGCACUUACAACUCGGGUAAGAGGAGUGAUGCAUUCUUGGCCUGGGAAAGGUCACAUUUGUUUUCUUCGAAAGUGAGACGGUUUUGCAGCCGCUUGAACAGAGAAGUUUCAUUCUUCAGAGGUCGGAUUAAACCUAAUACCUGUGCUGGAAGACUGGUUCUUGCUAUACUUUUGGCAUGUGGAGUCGCAGCUAUGUGCACAGGGGUUAAAUAUAUAUAUGGUGGCAGUGGUGCAGAAGAAGCUUACCCAUUGAAAGGUCACUACUCAGAGUUCACCUUAUUAACAAUGACCUAUGAUGCUCGUCUUUGGAAUUUGAAAAUGUAUGUUAAACACUAUUCUAGAUGUUCCUCAGUGCGAGAAAUCAUUGUGGUGUGGAACAAGGGAAUACCUCCUAAAGUAAGUGAUUUUGACUCCACAGUGCCAGUUAGGAUCAGAGUAGAGAAACAAAACUCACUUAAUAAUCGGUUCAAGAUGGAUUCUUUGAUAAAGACACGAGCUGUUCUGGAGCUUGAUGACGACAUUAUGAUGACUUGCAAUGAUAUUGAGCGGGGAUUCAGGAUAUGGCGUCAACACCCAGAUCGUAUUGUGGGUUUCUACCCCCGGCUAAUUGAUGGAAGCCCAUUGAAGUAUAGAGGUGAGAAAUUUGCCCGGACUCAUAAAGGUUACAACAUGAUUCUCACUGGGGCAGCUUUCCUUGAUAGUCAAGUAGCUUUCGAAAGGUAUUGGGGUGAAGAAGCCCGCCAAGCUAGGGAAGUGGUGGACAAGUAUUUCAACUGUGAGGACGUGCUGAUGAAUUACUUGUAUGCAAAUGCAAGCUCGUCUAAGACCGUGGAGUAUGUGAGGCCAGCGUGGGCAAUCGAUACGUCCAAGUUAUCUGGUGCUGCAAUCAGCCGAAAUACACGGGUUCACUACCAUAUAAGGAGCAACUGCCUCCUGAAGUUUUCUGAGAUGUAUGGAAGUUUGACUGGGCGCAAGUGGGAAUUUGAUGGCCGGAAGGAUGGUUGGGAUGUAUAGCCAGGCAGGUAGAGUAGCUAGUUGCUUAUCAACUCCUGAAUUUGUUAAUCCUUCUCUCUUCCUUUAGUGAACUUUUAGUAAUUUCUUUUCAUACUCCUUUCCCUCCCUAGCCCCCUGUGAAUUUCCUGUCGGGGAAUUUAGUUUUUCAAUAUAUUUGAAUUUUGAUCAGUAAGAUGUACAUUGUACAUUGCUAUUUUUUUGGUAUUUCUUAUGUGUUGGUGGAAAUUGAUCUGGCUUAAGUUUCUAUUCCUCUUGA